Molecule: messenger RNA, 969 nt
Organism: Ostertagia ostertagi
Lineage: Eukaryota; Metazoa; Nematoda; Chromadorea; Rhabditida; Trichostrongylidae
Source: the annotation of a GenBank genome assembly
ACUUUCGCUGAAUUGACUGUGCUUCAUCCGAAUUUGGCAUAUCCGUACGCAUUUGUGUACAUUCGCCAAAUUGCCAUUCACCUGAGGAAUGCGAUCAUUUCCAAAAAACGAAAGGAUAUGGUCCAAACAGUGUACAACUGGCAAAUGAUGCAGUGUUUGUAUCUCUGGACGCGGGUGUGUCAAAAGCUCAUGCUGUCCACGAUUGCGAAGCGAUUUGUGAGCUUACGUAUCCCCUCACUCAACUCAUUCACGGAGCUAUAUCACUCGCUUCGAUACAUUCCCUUACGUCUACAUUGUAUUUCUUUACUGAUCCAGCUACAAGCAAAUUGUGGGACUUAUGUGCCAACACUGACAUUAGCCGUAGAACUUCUUGACGAUGCCGAGCAUAUUCUUGCGAAAAAGCCAAAAUCGGUCAAAAAUGCCAAAGUUGUUGAUAUGGAUUGUGUUUUGAAGGCCGCACAUCUGAUUUGUUCUCAACCGAGCUUUCCUGACGUUAUAGUUCCCAUAACUCACAGGAUCCGUGAUUUCUUGCGGAAGAUCCGUUCGGUGGAGUUUGCGAGGUGCUUUCGGUCUUUAUCUGAGAAGCUUGAAGAGCACGCGAAGUUCGUUGCUGACGUUCUUCUCACGAAGGAGUUCAGCAUCAGAGAUGAUAUCCAAGUUAUGUCACUGAAACUGGCGCUCAACGAUCCCGUCUCACCCCUACGUGUUUUCUAUCGGCAAUGGGAAAAGGCAUGGCGCUUGAAGCAGCAAAUGCUAACAGCGUCACACAACAAAGAGAAAGAGAAGACCAAGGAAAGCGGAAGUGAAAAGAAACCACGGGAAAAAGGAAAGAAAGUCAUAAAGGAGGCGAAGACAGAAGCGAAACCGAGUAAGAAGAAGCGGAAGUCAACUGCGGCUGCCGAGCGAGCUGAUGAGACGAUUCCGGACCAGCUGCUGGAAGAUCUCGGAAAUUGGAGCGAUAGUAACUGA